AUGGCCAAGUCCAAGAACCACACGGCGCACAACCAGUCCAAGAAGAACCACCGUCACGGCAUCAAGAAGCCCGUGCAGCACAAGUACAUCAGCACCAAGGGCAUGGACCCCAAGUUCCUGCGCAACCAGCGCCAUGCCAAGAAGCACAACAACAAGAACAAGGAGUAG
Monoraphidium neglectum is the source of this 168-nucleotide messenger RNA. RefSeq names its product 60S ribosomal protein L29-2. NCBI's taxonomy places the organism in Eukaryota, Viridiplantae, Chlorophyta, Chlorophyceae, Sphaeropleales, Selenastraceae. The transcript has 3 exons. Gene Ontology annotation, biological process: cytoplasmic translation. Gene Ontology annotation, molecular function: structural constituent of ribosome. The record is from RefSeq and is a predicted model, not a curated record. Bases 1 to 168 code for a protein of 55 amino acids. Gene Ontology annotation, cellular component: cytosolic large ribosomal subunit; ribosome.